UACUUCUUCAUUCUUCAGUUUCUUUCUCCACAUUAUUACAAAAAAGAAACACAAAAAAUGGAGUUGUUUAAGAAAAAUUCUUCUGUUUGGGCUUUAUCAGUUUAUUUAUUUAGCUUAUUUGUAGUUUUAUCAAACAUUAAUGUUGUGUUUGCUUCUCAUAAUGUUUUUGUGGACUUGCAAUCUUCAAGUGCUGUUAGUGUCAAAAACGUUCAUAGAACUGGUUUCCAUUUUCAACCCCCAAAGCAUUGGAUCAAUGCACCAAUGUAUUACAAUGGAGUCUAUCAUUUAUUUUAUCAGCACAACCCAAAAGGAUCAGUAUGGGGCAACAUUAUUUGGGCCCAUUCAGUCUCCAAAGACUUGAUAAAUUGGAUCCAUUUAGAGCCUGCAAUUUAUCCAUCCAAAAAAUUUGACAAAUAUGGUGCAUGGUCCGGGUCAGCAACUAUUCUACCCGGUAACAAGCCCAUUAUUUUAUACACUGGAGUAGUAGAUGUCCACCAGGCCCAAGUCCAAAACUAUGCUGUCCCAGCCAACUUGUCUGAUCCAUAUCUUACUAAAUGGAUCAAGCCUGAUAACAACCCCUUGAUUGUUCCUGACAAUAGCAUCAACAAAACCAAAUUUCGUGACCCAACAACAGCUUGGAUGGGCCAAGAUGGGCUUUGGAGAAUUGUGAUAGGAAGUUCGAGAAAACAUAGGGGAUUGGCCAUAUUAUACAAAAGUCGAGAUUUUAUGAGAUGGGUCAAGGCCAAACAUCCACUUCAUUCAUCAGCUAAUACUGGAAACUGGGAAUGUCCUGAUUUUUUUCCUGUAUCAUUGAAGAAUACUAAUGGUUUAGACUCAUCGUAUCGCGACGAAAAUGUUAAAUAUGUCCUUAAAAAUAGCCUUGAUGUCACUAGGUUUGAGUACUACACCAUUGGCAUGUAUGAUAUCAAAAGAGAUAGGUACAUUCCAGAUAACAACUCUAUCGAUGGUUGGAAGGGAUUGAGGCUCGACUAUGGAAAUUUCUACGCGUCUAAAUCAUUCUAUGACCCUAGCAAGAAUCGAAGAGUGGUGUGGGGUUGGACUAAUGAGUCUGAUGUUUUACCAGAUGAUGAUAUCAGGAAAGGAUGGGCUGGAAUUCAAGCUAUUCCACGCAAAGUAUGGCUUGAACCUACUGGUAAACAAUUGGUCCAAUGGCCUGUCAAAGAAUUAGAGACCUUACGAAAGAAAAAAGUGCAGUUAAACAAGAAGAAGUUGCGCAAGGGAGAAAAGGUCGAAGUUAGAGGAAUCACACCAGCACAGGCUGAUGUUGAAGUAACAUUCUCUUUUUCAAGCUUGGACAAGGUAGAGCAAUUUGAUCCUAAAUGGGCUGACCUUUAUGCCCAAGAUGUUUGCGCCAUUAAGGGCUCGACUGUUCAAGGUGGGCUUGGGCCAUUUGGACUUGCAACAUUAGCUUCUAAAAACUUGGAAGAAUACACGCCUGUUUUCUUCAGAGUGUUCAAGGCCCAAAAAAAUUAUAAGGUUCUCAUGUGCUCAGAUGCUAAAAGGUCCACCAUUAGGCAUAAUGAAGCAAUGUACAAGCCCUCAUUUGCUGGAUAUGUGGAUGUAGAUUUAGUAGACAAGAAGCUAUCUCUUAGGAGUUUGAUUGAUAACUCUGUAGUGGAAAGUUUUGGCGCUGGUGGAAAAACAUGCAUAACAUCAAGGGUUUAUCCAACACUAGCUAUUCAUGAAAAUGCACAUUUAUUUGCCUUCAAUAAUGGCACAGAGACAAUCACAAUUGAGACUUUGAAUGCUUGGAGCAUGGGUACACUUAGGAUGAACUAAAACAAUUUCAAGAAAAGAAUUAUGUCUACAACUAUAUGUGUACUCAAUAUGUCCUCAAGAGUCCUCAAUAAUUGUCUCUCAUUUAUUUUGGUGAAUUUAGAGGCCAUAGAGUAUGUAUAUGGACUUCUAUAUUACCAUGCUUAUGUAUGCAUACUAAGAAAUUUGUU
Messenger RNA from Lycium ferocissimum, 1967 nucleotides. Its product is annotated as beta-fructofuranosidase, insoluble isoenzyme 1-like. Gene Ontology annotation, molecular function: hydrolase activity, hydrolyzing O-glycosyl compounds. Gene Ontology annotation, biological process: carbohydrate metabolic process. The record is from RefSeq and is a predicted model, not a curated record. The coding region runs from base 58 to 1800 and encodes 580 amino acids. The transcript has 5 exons. Lineage: Eukaryota; Viridiplantae; Streptophyta; Magnoliopsida; Solanales; Solanaceae.